This is a messenger RNA of Neoarthrinium moseri, 885 nucleotides long. RefSeq lists its product as uncharacterized. The transcript has a single exon. The record is from RefSeq and is a predicted model, not a curated record. The coding region runs from base 1 to 885 and encodes 294 amino acids. Lineage: Eukaryota; Fungi; Ascomycota; Sordariomycetes; Amphisphaeriales; Apiosporaceae.
AUGUCAAUCUUUCUUGAUUUCGACGGCACCAUCACCGUCAAUGACACCAUAGGCGAGCUUGCCGCGGCCGCGCUGCGGAUCCAGUCUGAGCGCGGCAUCGACCUGGACCGGCAGUGGGAUGCCGUGGUGAAGGCGUACCUGGACGACUACAACCGGCACGCCAAGGGCUACCACGCGCAGGAGAGCGCGCGGUGCCGCCCCGAGCACGAGGUAGCGUUCCUGCGGGCCGGUAAGGCCGUGGAGCUGCGCUCACUCGACCGCAUUAACGCUUGCGCCGUGUUCAAGGGCAUAUCAGCGGACGAGCUCCGGCGCGCGGGCCGGGAGGCCGUGGCAUCCGGGAGAGUCAGGCUGCGGCCGGGCUUUCGGGCGUUCCUGGACCGCCGGCUCCGCGAGUCCUUCCGCGUCUUCGUCAUCUCGGUCAACUGGUCGACGGCCUUCAUCGAGGGCGCGCUCGACCACCCGGGCGUCCGGGUCAUCGCGAACCACGUCCGCGAGGACGGGACGGUCGUCGGGCCCGAGCUCCUCAACGGCGGCGCCGACGCUCCGCUGAGGAACCUCACCAACUCGUGCGACAAGCUGGACGUCAUGCGGGCUGUCAUGGAAGAGGACCCGCGGGGGCCCGGCCUCUGUUCCUACUACUUUGGCGACUCCAUCACCGACCUCGAGUGCCUGCUUCAUGCCACCAGCGGUAUCGUCGUCUCGGAUACGGGGGACUCAAAGCUGCUAGAGACCUUGAGGCGGAUCGGCGAAGACGUGCCGCGCUCCAGUGAGGUAUCCGCUGAGACUUCGGCAUCUGCUGCAACGCCGAACAAGUGUGCUUGGGCUGCUGAUUACGAUGAAGUCACGGAGCAUAUCUUGUUUAGGUUCAAGCACGACAAGGCAUGA